Messenger RNA from Oncorhynchus tshawytscha (Chinook salmon), 3141 nucleotides. RefSeq names its product Cbl proto-oncogene C, E3 ubiquitin protein ligase (gene cblc). Gene Ontology annotation, biological process: negative regulation of epidermal growth factor-activated receptor activity; cell surface receptor signaling pathway. Bases 856 to 2652 code for a protein of 598 amino acids. Lineage: Eukaryota; Metazoa; Chordata; Actinopteri; Salmoniformes; Salmonidae. Gene Ontology annotation, molecular function: receptor tyrosine kinase binding; ubiquitin protein ligase activity; phosphotyrosine residue binding. The transcript has 12 exons. Gene Ontology annotation, cellular component: plasma membrane; membrane raft. The record is from RefSeq and is a predicted model, not a curated record.
GAGAGAGAGAGAGGGACCAGCCAGAGUCAGACUGAGACAUAACAAAUGUUUCCGUUGUGCUGCAAAGAGAGCCUGAGGUCUAUAUCUGAGACACCAUUUGUAUGUUGUAGAUGAAAUCAGAGAGCGUUACGCCACUUGGGGGGAGAGAUAGUGCCUGGGCAUGAGAGCGUAAAAUGUUGCCUAAGAAGGGGUGGAGAGAACAGGGCAGGAGAGGUGUUGAGAUUGUUUAGGAAGGGUGAGUGGUUAUUUGUCUGUCUUGUUCUGCCCUCCCUUGCUCUCUCUCUCUUUCAGAUUUCCUCUUUACACUUACUCUUUACAAAAUUAACUGGAAAGAGACUGUUCCUAAAAGAUCUUGGCUACUUCUGGAAAACUGACCAAAGAAAUUGAGGAUUUAUGAAUUGAGGACUUGAUGAAUGUAGACUUGAAAACAAACAUUUUUGAGAGAUUGUUUGUAAACAGUUUUGAGAGAUUAUUUGUUUGCGCUUUUCUGGACAAGACGUUUCCCCUCCACUCUUUCUAAACCACAGCAGUUGUCUCCAUUCCUGUUGGACUAUGGUAUAUUCUGGCACUCUGCCCCUAUCUGGGUUACCUGAUUUCAUUGGAUUAUUCUUUGGAUUACUGAGGAACACUGGUGAAGAUAUAUUGUAUAAAGUGUGCUCUUUUCAACCAAAGCUGUCAACCAUAAAGAUACAAUGACAUCAUUUACUAAGCUGUCCAUGCCAGACAUGCCAGACAUCUAGACCACUCCCUCAUUCAACUGUCAUAGAUAGGGCUGCCAGACACAAACCGCCAGGCUGCACUGAACAGAUCCUACUCGGACUAACACACCACAACCAGGAAUCCUUCCUCAGGACAAUGGCCACGGGGGGGAACGGGCUAGGAUCUGACCGGAGCCUGACAUCCACCUCCCAGCUGCCCAGUGCCUCUGACCGGCGGCAGGUGGACAAGGCCCUGAAGAGGCUGGAGAAGCUGCAUCGGCUGUGUACCAACCCCAGGCUGGGCCUGAGGAACAGCCCCCCGUACCUCCCAGAUGUGGUCUCAGAGACAGCCAAGCUGCUCACCCAGGUGUGGGAGCCGUACAGGGGGCCUGCAGCCGGGGGGCAGGUCCCCCGGGGGGACGAGGGGCAGUACCUGAGGAUCCAUGCAAGACACCUGCUGGAUAAGACUAACCGGGCCAUGCUGCUGUUUAAAGAGGGGCGCGAUAAGAUGUUCGAGGAGAUGUCCAGCUACAGGAGAAACUUGACCAAGCUGUCCCUGCUCUUCAGUCACAUGCUCUGGGAGCUGAGGGCCAUGUUUCCAGAGGGAAGCUUUCAAGGCGACACCUUUAGGCUGACUAUAGCAGAGGCCGGAGAGUUCUGGAGGCGAGCAUUUGGAAACAAGUGUAUUGUGCAGUGGAGCAGUUUUAAGCAGCAUCUCUGUAGGGUCCAUGGCUUUGAAGAGGGGAUGGAGUCCAUGGCUCUAAAGUCAACUGUAGAUCUCACCUGUAACGACCACAUCUCAGUGUUCGAGUUUGACAUCUUCACCAGGCUAUUCCAGCCCUGGAGGUCUCUUCUGAGGAACUGGAACCAGUUGGCAGUGACCCACCCCGGCUACAUGGCCUUCCUCACCUACGACCAGGUCAAAGCCCGCCUCCAAAACUACCUGCACCAGCCCGGGAGCUACAUCUUCCGUCUGAGCUGCACUCGGAUGGGCCAGUGGGCCAUUGGUCAUGUGACUGGUGAUGGCGGCAUCGUACAGACGAUCCCCCAGAAUACACCUCUCUACCAGGCCCUCAUCCAGGGCUUCAGGGAGGGCUGCUAUCUUUACCCUGACGGACGUGAUGUGAACCCAGACCUCACCAGUCUGUGUGAACCAGCACAGAGAAGCAGGGUCAAAGUCACAGAGGACGAGUAUGAGAUGUACUGUGAGAUGGGUAGUACCUUCCAGCUGUGUAAGAUCUGUACAGAGAGAGACAAGGACACACGCAUCCAGCCCUGCGGACACCUGCUGUGUCAACCCUGCCUCACAGGAUGGCAGAAGUCGGAUGGACACACCUGCCCAUACUGUCGCUGUGACAUCAGAGGGACAGAGUCCAUCCUGGUGGAGCCUUACCUGUCUGUCAGCGAGGAAGAGGAAGAUGACCUGGAGGAUGUACAGCUAGUCAUGAAAAACCUGGCCUGUAUGAAGAGGAUGACGUCUGAAGAGUACCAGUUCCCCAGCUCUCGCCUCGUUCCACCCCUCCCUCCCAAACACAGCACCUUCUCCCACUGCCCUUCCCCAAAAGCCCCCUUACGGCAUUCCGGUAUACUGGCCAAAUACUCCCACUCUAACUCACGUUCUGCUCACAGUGACACCCCCUCAGACAGAGCGCUCACACACCACACUGCCAGCACUAACAGAUGCCAGUGGGAGGAGCUAGCUAGGAGUGAGGAGGAAAAUUCUGGGGGUUUCAGACAACCGCCCACACUCCCAAUCUCUCACAGUGAGGAUUCUGUCUCAGAGCCAAACUUCCACUCCUGUUCCGUCUCCUCCCAGGCCUGUGGAGAGGGUGGAGCAGCCUGGGAAGGGGCUUCAGAUUCAGUGAAACAGAAGAAGAGGUAUAAAGAAAGGAGUGAAAGGACGUCAGAGCUCGGGUACAGCCAGAGAGAGCGGGAGAGAACCAUGUCCUCCUGAUGCUGGGAGAAAAGAUAAGCACAACAUCUCUGACUCAAGAAUGGAUGGAUAAUAGGAAUAAGAAAGGUUGAUUUCCACUGUUCCUGAUAAACAGCCAUUGUUAAUCUUAUGUACCUUAUGUAUAUGUAUCUUAUGUAUGCCUUAAUAUGGAGGGAGAAUGCCUUGUUGAUAAACUAAUAAUGGCAUCAAAGUGAAUGGAGAAGGACAGACAGAUGGAGCAACUCACUGAUGCCCUCUGCUGCACAGCAAACAGAGUAAGCUGCUGCACAGCAAACAGAGUAAGCUGCUGCACAGUUCCAAAAACAAGUUCAAUUCUUCCAUUGCUUGAUGUGUGUAUGUAGGGCAUUGAAAAUAUGCUACCUCAUAAUUUACCCCAUACUUAAAACAUAUUGUCCAGGAUGUAUGACUAGUACGGUAUAUAGCCUGCAUACUAUAGUUGUAUGUUAAUAUGAUCAAACAUGAAACCCAAAUAAAACUCUUGCACCUCCA